AUGAAGCCUUCAUGUUAUUCUGCAAAGCCACAGAAUUGUCUGCUAACACUUCAAAAGUCUCAAAUAUACUUUAGAGGUGUUAGUGAAGAGAACAAGUUAAAGAUUCUUGACUUAGUUAAAAUUGAAGAAGGCUGUUUUCCUCUUAAAUACUUGGGAGUCAACCUGCGUCCUACCAAAUGGAAAGCUUCAGAUUGUGGAGUGAUUUUGGACAAGCUUAACAAGAAUCUCAACUGUUGGGCUAAUAAGAGUUGUCGUGAUUUCCUUUGGAGAAUUAACGGGAAUAGAAGUAAGCUUCACCGAGCCUCUUGGAAAAAGGUUUGCCUUCCCAAAAAGCUUGGUGGAGUUAGGUUCCGAGAAGGUAAAAAGUGGAACAAGGCUCUAAUGGCGAAGUUCCUGCGGACCCUUGCUAACAAACAAGGUGGAAAUUUUCAUGAAAAAAAGUUUUAUACCUUGCAGGUGGAGGAGACAAAAGCAGAAUAUGCAGGUGCUGUUUGA
This is a messenger RNA of Cannabis sativa, 495 nucleotides long. RefSeq lists its product as uncharacterized. Lineage: Eukaryota; Viridiplantae; Streptophyta; Magnoliopsida; Rosales; Cannabaceae. The record is from RefSeq and is a predicted model, not a curated record. Bases 1 to 495 code for a protein of 164 amino acids. The transcript is spliced from 3 exons.